CCCCUCCGCCGUUUCCGGAUAGGAACCCUUUGUAAAUUCUUUCCAAGUUGAAGCGUGGGACCAAUUUCGUCAACACAAUCCGGAAUGGUCAACAUGGCGGCAGCUGUAAGAUGCCUCGGUAGAGUCUUGAUACAUCAGCAAAGGUAUAGUCUUUCCAAGAUGGCUUCUCAGACGUCUCUUUAUCCUUGUUCUGUAUAUGUUCCAGUGCCCAACAGACAUUUUGCUGCUGCUACAAGGCCUGCAAAGAAAAAAAAAGGUGCCAAAGAAAAAGCAUCGGAUGAGAAAAAAGAUGAGAUAGAAAAAAUAAAGUCAUAUCCCUUUAUGGAAGGUGAACCUGAAGAUGAUGUCUACCUAAAACGCUUAUAUCCAAGGCAGAUAUAUGAGGUGGAGAAAGCUAUUCACUUACUUAAGAAAUUUCAAGUUCUGGACUUUACUAAUCCAAAGCAAGGUGUCUAUCUUGAUUUGACACUGGAUAUGGCACUGGGGAAGAAGAAAAAAGUGGAUCCGUUUGCCAGUGUUCUUAGUUUGCCAUACCCAUUUGUUUCAGAGACCAGUAAAGUUGCUGUAUUUACAGGGAAUGCAUCAGAGAUAAAAAUAGCAGAAGAAAAUGGAGCUGCAUUUGCAGGAGGAACUAAUCUGAUUCAGAAGAUUUUGGAUGAUGAAAUUCAACCAGACUUUUAUGUAGCUGUUCCAGAAAUAAUGCCGGAGCUUAGUCCAUUAAGGAAGAAACUGAAAAAAAGAUUUCCUAAGCUUACUCGAAAUUCCAUUGGCCGAGACAUCCCCAAAAUGCUUGAAUUAUUUAAAACUGGACAUGAAAUUAAGGUAGAUGAAGAAAGGGAGAACUUUCUGGAGACCAAAAUAGGAACACCCUCUCACUGUUGUGGCCUUUCCCGUUGCGGAGCACAGGCUCGGGACGCGCAGGCUCAGCGGCCGUGGCUCACGGGCCCAGCCGCUCUGCGGCAUGUGGGAUCUUCCCGGACCGGGGCACAAACCCGUGUCCCCUGCAUCGGCAAGCGGAUUCUCAACCACUGCGCCACCAGGGAAGCCCCUUCUUUUUUUUUUUUAAUUGAAACUGAUAUUUAUGCAGAUAUUUGAGUUAGAAUAUGAUUGAAAUCCACAUAAAACCAUUUAUCUAGGGAAAUAUUACUUCACAUUUCACUUUAUAGAACAUUAAAAAUGAAUAAGUACAAAGAAGAAUGACUUCUGCAUACCAGCUUUUGUAU
Molecule: messenger RNA, 1223 nt
Organism: Physeter macrocephalus (sperm whale)
Lineage: Eukaryota; Metazoa; Chordata; Mammalia; Artiodactyla; Physeteridae
Gene: MRPL1
Product: mitochondrial ribosomal protein L1
Exons: 8
Coding region: 85-1095 (336 amino acids)
Biological process (GO): translation
Cellular component (GO): mitochondrion; large ribosomal subunit
Molecular function (GO): RNA binding; structural constituent of ribosome
Source: RefSeq, a predicted model, not a curated record